Molecule: messenger RNA, 1055 nt
Organism: Cottoperca gobio
Lineage: Eukaryota; Metazoa; Chordata; Actinopteri; Perciformes; Bovichtidae
Gene: prdx3
Product: peroxiredoxin 3
Exons: 8
Coding region: 209-955 (248 amino acids)
Biological process (GO): hydrogen peroxide catabolic process; cellular response to stress; cell redox homeostasis
Cellular component (GO): cytosol; mitochondrion
Molecular function (GO): thioredoxin peroxidase activity
Source: RefSeq, a predicted model, not a curated record
ACACCUGAGGAUCAUAAUGUCUACGGCGCAUACGAGCACCUGAAGGCAGCACGACAGUUUCUUUUUUGUAUCUUAUUUUUAGUUUUUAGUGCAUCGUUUGUACCAGUGACCGGGUCCAGGUACCUUUGGAUAUUCCAAGACAGGUUUGCACGUGCGGAAAUGACGCAAUAACCUGCUGAAACCGCUCUCCUCUGACAUAUAAUCCAAAAUGGCAGCCUCUAUCGGAAGACUACUAAGGACCUCUGCACAAGCUGCAGCAGGAGGGUUGAAAGUCACAGCAGUCUGUCAACAUGGAGCAUCCGGAGCUGCGAGGAUCCUCAGCGCCCCGUCGCUCCACAGAGCCUGUUUCUCCACCAGCACUUCCAGAUGGACCCCUGCUGUCACUCAGCCGGCUCCUGAUUUUAAGGCCACAGCUGUCAGCAAUGGGGAGUUCAAGGAGAUGAGCCUCGCUGAUUUCAAGGGCAAAUACCUGGUCCUCUUCUUCUACCCUCUGGAUUUCACCUUUGUGUGUCCCACAGAGAUCAUCUCAUUCAGCGAUAAGGCCAGCGAGUUCCACGACAUUAACUGUGAGGUGGUGGGCGUGUCUGUGGACUCUCACUUCACCCACCUGGCAUGGAUCAACACGCCACGCAAGACUGGAGGCUUAGGUCACAUCCACAUCCCCCUACUGUCUGACCUCAACAAGCAGAUCUCUAGAGACUACGGGGUGCUGCUGGAUGGGCCCGGCAUUGCACUGAGGGGCCUGUUUCUCAUUGAUCCCAACGGUGUGGUGAGACACAUGAGCGUGAACGACCUUCCCGUGGGCCGUUGUGUACAAGAGACGCUUCGCUUGGUGAAGGCGUUCCAGUUCGUGGAGACCCACGGUGAAGUGUGUCCGGCCAGCUGGACUCCCGAGUCCUCAACGAUCAAACCAACCCCAGAGGGAUCCAAGGAGUACUUCAAUAAAGUCAACUAAAGACAAAGUUUACAACUCGUACACCUAAAAAUAAAUGUACUUAGUUUACAGUUUAAGUUGUAUUUACUUUACUCAAUAAAUAUAUUCUUUAUACAUGGCA